AUGGCCGGACUUGAAUCGGUGCCCGCCUUCACCGAUCGAGCAAAGCAGAUCGGCAUCAGCGAGGAACUUCUGAACAAGCUCCUUGCUAAGAACUUGAACACCUUCGGCAAGCUCGCUUUCGUGUGCUCGAGCAAACCUUCCAGCGGGGAUGACACUCCUCUCUUCGAAGCCCUGAAGACUCUGAUUGGGAGUGAGGUUCCAGUGGAACAACAUAUGGUGAUCAGGCGAUUGUGGUACGAGAGCCACGCCCACGCCCUGGUGGACUUAGAAUCGAGGGCUUCGAGAACAAGUGAUGCAAGCCCCCGCGAGCUUCCGUUGGCAGAACGCUUGACACGCUUGAAACGCCAAAGGGGCGAGCUUAAAGGCCUCGAGAUGGAUAUCCACACAGAGCCUGGACACGGCCUUGUGGACCGCGUCCAAGCCAUGCUCGAUUCCGCACAAGUGCUACACAUCGCACCAGAAAAGUGCAUUUCCCGCCAUGACGAGAUCCUGGGUGAGAAGACGGAGCAAAAGCUCUCUUUGGGAGCUGACGGGAACAUCAAGAUCACGAAGCAAGCCUCGAGUCUCCGGUGCGAGACUACCGGCGAGCUCAAGCUUCGCCGGUGCUUCCUGCGCCGAGCCUUAGCGUUCGAUCAAGUAGGGCUCGCUUCCUUCACUGCAAUGGAGUCUUGGCACAACCGCAUGUUCCAGGCUCUGCUUGAUGUAGUGGCCCAGGAGAGCCGAGGUGACAUCGUCGUCGGAGUCGGAGCCCCGGCUCCUCUUGAUAAGCACAUAGCCCUACCGUGGAAGCCGAAUAAGGGACCUGACAAGGGCAAUCAGAAGGGAGAGAAGGGUACCAAGGGCAAAGGCCGCGGCAAAGGGAAGCAGAAUCACAGCCAGGGCCAGGCUGAUGCCUCCUCGCAACUGUCCCUGAAGGAGCUGCUGGAGUCGUUGCCCGAGGGCUGCGUGCGGGCCAACGAUGAUGGGCGUUUCAUCUGCCCAUUUUACAACAAGGGGAUCUGUCGCUUCCAGAAGCGCAAGUCGUGCCGCUUCGGCAAGCACGUGUGCAACUUCAGGGGGCUUUUUGAUGCCUUGCCGCAUGAGCAGUGCGACCGAGACGCCGAAGGGUUUGUAGCCUCUUUGCUUGAUGGUGCCGUUUACACCAGUUUCGCCAUUUUUGAUCAGGUCUGCUCCUCACGACAGCUUCCAGUGACAGAUCAGAUGCGUCGGAUUCUCCCCCUGGAAGAGCCCGCUCCGCCUGCCUCCGAGCAAGAAUCAUUCCCCUCGUCUGCGUCUUCAGGAUCCGUCCAGGUGUCAUCGGAUCCCAGUGUGCCUGCUUGUCCGGAUCCCAGUGCACAUCAGCGAAGUGCCGCUUCAGCCUCGCUCGAGACCUCAGAGGGCUGCAACACCCUGUCGAAUCAGGGCCCCUCUUCGGUCCCUCGUCCGCCCAUGCUUGCCGAUUGCCUCGCUGUCUCGGGAUCCUUAUCGGCCGCCGCCCUUCAAGCUGGAUGGGAUGCCUUGCCAUUGGGCCACAAACGUGGUGCCCCUGAGUGCUGUCCCCGAGUGCCGAUUGACCUCUCUGCUGCAGACGUUCUGAAAGCAUUGCUUGACUUCGAUCGCCACACACUCGUCGACUGGUGGCAUUUCAAUCUGUUCAUGAAAUCUUGCAAUCAGGGGAGUGAUUCUCGAGGACGUGCGAGCCUUCGUGACGCCUCUCACUUGCUAGGGCGAGAAGGCCUUCCUGCCCGCGCCGAUUCGCUGGUGCAGCAUGAAAACAGCUUACUGCAGGCGGUGGUCGACCUGCUGUUCCGAGCUUUCGAAACUCGGGCCCUGGUCAGCUUGAUCGGGCGCCAUCAGGACUUUCUGCAAUGGUUUUUCGCUCUGGCCGAUCAGGAGCUUGAUACUUGCAUGUUCGGAGAUGGUAGAGCCGGAGACCUGGCAGGUGUGUACUUCUCCAUGGAGGAGCACCUGCAUCGUGCAUGUGGGCUAACCUGCCCAGCUGACAAUAGCGCUCGUUUGCCCGAUGCUGUUCGCCGCAACAUCUUUGCCAUUCUCACGGAAGGCCCAGUGGCUGUGUCAAAGCAGCGGAUGCUUGAACUGAAAAAAUUGAAUGACCGGAUGGCGGUGCUGUCCGCCACUGAGAAAGAACUUCGAGCCAAAAUGCAUCCGGAUGUGGAGCGAGUCACGAAGGGCAAAGCCCUAGCUUUGUUUCGCGAGCUUCUUGAGGAAACAGGCUUUCCCGACAUGUCAGUGGUCGACCUUCUUACCGACGGUGUGCCCUUAGUUGGUCAGGAAGCCGAGUCCCCUCUGUUUGCAAAGCGGCCGAAGCCCAUGGACCUUGAGCCAGAUCAGCUUAAAGCCCAGGCCAAACUGCGGCGGCGUGCAUUGCAGAAGAUGAAAGGGCUUACCUCCGAGCAGGAUUACAAGGCGAUGAAAGCUGAGACUUCCGAGGAACUGGCAGCUGGUUUCCUCACGGGUCCAUACCACUCGGAGCAGGAAGUCAGCGACAUCUUGAAGACCGAGGCUUGGUCGCUCUCGCCUCGUUUCCUGUUGAGGCAGGGUGAAGAAGCCAAGAUAAGGAUAAUUGACGACUUUAAAAUGUCGGCUGUUAACCGGGCCUUUGGUUCCUCGUCUUUCCUAGAGCUUCAGGAUACGGAUUACGCGGUCGGCCUCCUGAGGUUCCUUUCCCGUGUGCUGCAGGAUCGCUCCAAGGUCCGGGUCCCCUUGUCUGAUGGCACCGUGCUCGAGGGGGACUGGCAUCCUGAGAUGCUUCGCCAGCCCGCUCUGCUCGGUAAGACGCUGGACUUGAGUAAGGCCUAUCGCCAGGUGAGCAUCCAUCCUUCCACGAGGGAACACGCCGUGCUUGGUUUCCCCAACCCACAGGGCGAGUGGGAAUUCUACAUAGCACAGAGUCUGCCUUUUGGUGCUGCUGCCAGCGUGUACGGGUUCAACAAAGUGGCACUUGCAAUCCUUCACAUCAUGGUUGUCAAGUUCGCCGCAAUCGCGACGGACUUUUACGACGACUACACUGUCUACGAAUUCCGCCCGGCUGCUUUCUUGCUGGACAAAGUCUUGAUGAGGCUGUUGGACUUGCUAGGGUGGACCUACGCGAAGUCGGGGCGGAAGUUUGUGCCUUUUGACAACAAGGUAGUCUCUUUGGGCGUUUCUUUAGGUCUUGACGAAAUCUGGGAAGGCACUCUCAAAGUCGAGAACAAAGCGGGACGUCUUGAAAAGAUUGCAGAGCUCCUCCGAACAGUCGCCCAGGGCGGAGCCGUGACGAGAUCUGAUGUUGCCUCGCUGCGCGGCUUGAUCAACUUCGCAGGUGGGCUGAUUAUGGGCUUCGAGUUGAAGCCAACGUCGAGAAUGCUAUCCCGGGCCUUGUCGGGACCCUUUCAAGGCAGCACACUCGAACUUCGACUGGCUUGUGCGUUAGCUCUGGAUGUCAUUGCGCAGUGCAGACCAAAGAGGUGCCCAGCUACCAUUCUGCCGCCGAUUGUGCUCUACACUGAUGGAGCCUUCGAGAAAGGGCGAGGUACCUGGGGCGCGGUUCUAGUAGAUGCUUGCACGGGCUCCCGAUGGGUCUUCGGGGGGGAAGUCUACCAUCCGCUAAUGGGUCACUGGGGCAAGGAAGCUGGGACACAAGUCAUUUGCCAGGUUGAGGCCUAUGCUCUGGCAAUAACCUUGUUCGGGAUCCGCGGAGUGCUGAAAGGUCGCUCAGUCUUGGCAUGGAUUGACAACAAUGCCUGCCUCUAUGGAUUCGUGAAAAGAUACUCCCCCUCAGCCUCCAUGAUGCGCCUCAUCUCCUUGGUGGCUUUGAUGGAGAGUUCCAUGGAAGCGCUUCUCUGGUUUGAGCGGGUCCCCUCAAAGAGUAACCCGGCGGACCUCCCAUCGCGGGGGCAGUUUGCAGAAGCUUGUGAGCGUUUUCGGGCCAUAAACAAAGGUGACGUGGCAGCCACUGAUACGAUGAUGGAUUUCAUUCGUGCUCCCCACUACGAGCCUAAGCUGGCUCAGGCCAUUCUUACAUCGGCUAGGCUGGAAGCUGAUUGGGCACAGGAAGUGCUGCAGUGA
Messenger RNA from Symbiodinium sp. CCMP2592, 4047 nucleotides. NCBI's taxonomy places the organism in Eukaryota, Dinophyceae, Suessiales, Symbiodiniaceae. The record is from the annotation of a GenBank genome assembly.